CACACCAGUUGGUGGCGGUAAUGAGCUUCUUAGCUGUUUUGGCGCCGCUAUUUCAACCACAGAAGAAGAACCCUGGCUGAAUCUUUUACACUUCAGAUGUUUUUACAAACUUUAGACUCAUAAAUAAAAUGGACAGCAGCGAUGAAGAGAUGGACGGAGACGAUGGCCAGUGGAGGAGCCAGUUCACGGGUCCAGAAGAACCCGCCACUUCCGGAUGGAGCGUAAAUAAUCCUCCAGGAGCUCCUCACAGAGUAAUUCUCCACUUUGACCUGGACUGUUUCUACGCUCAGGUGGAGAUGAUCAGAGAUCCUUCUCUGAGGGAGGUUCCUUUAGGCAUCCAGCAGAAGUACAUCAUCGUCACCUGUAAUUACGUGGCGAGGGAGCGCGGCGUCACCAAGCUGAUGUCUGUAACCGAUGCCAAAGAAAAAUGUCCAGAGCUGGUUCUGGUCCGAGGAGAAGACCUGACGCUCUACAGAGAGGCUUCCCAUCAAGUGACAGAGCUGCUGUCGUCUUUCUGUCCUUUGGUGGAGAGACUUGGCUUUGACGAAAACUUCAUGGACGUCACAGAGAUGGUGGAAAGGCGGAUGAAGGAGACGCCGCCGCCUGAAGGAUAUUCGUUUUCUGGACACGUCUACAACCCUUCCAACGCAGAGAUCAGCGGCAGCGACCACCCGCGGCUGGCUUUGGGCUCCUACAUCGCGGCCGAGCUGAGGGACGCGGUCCACAGCAGACUGGGCCUGACGGGCUGCGCCGGCGUCGCCACCAACAAGCUGCUGGCCAAGCUGGUUUCAGGCACCUUCAAGCCCAACCAGCAGACGGUCCUGCUGCCGGAGGACGUCGGCCACAUCAUGGAGUCACUGGGCGGAGUUCGGAAAGUUCCAGGUGUGGGGCAUCAAACGGCUAAAAAACUCCACCAGCUGGGCGUGGUUAGCGUGAAGGACCUGCAGCUCCUCCCACUGCCUGACUUGGUGAAGGAGUUCGGAGGCGCUGUUGCUCGGCGCCUGAGGAAUCUCUCCCUGGGUGUUGAUGACUCACCUGUCACCCCCAGCGGGGCUCCCCAGUCUCUCAGCGAUGAAGAUUCCUUCAAGAAGAUGAGCUCCGAGGCCGAAGUGGUGGAGAAGAUCCAGCAGCUCCUCAGCCGUCUGGUGGAAAGGAUGCAGAAGGACGGCAGGCAGCCUCAAACCUUCCGGCUCACCAUCCGCAGAUACACGCCAACCAACAAGUGGUUCAGCCGGGAGAGCCGGCAGUGCCCCAUCCCGAGUCACCUGGGGCAGAAGAUCCUCUCUGGCGCCACCGAGGACGCCGUCCUCCCGCUCGUCUCUUUGGCCAUGAAGCUCUUCCAUAAGAUGGUGGACGGCGGCUCCGCCUUCCACCUGACGCUCAUCAACGUCUGCUUCAGCAACCUGCAGAGCAGAGCCGCCGGCGCCGGUGGGAAGGGCGCCAUCACCGCCUUUUUCCCACGGCGCUCCCAGAAUCAGGACUCGGCUCCGAGUAUCGAUGGUCGCCGCUCGGGUCAUGGCGUUCCUCCAGCCCCCACAGGAAGCUCUUCAGGCUCUGAGGGGGAGUUCGGUGGCUUGGAGAGGAACCAGAGCUUCUUUGAGACUCUUCUAGAGAGGACAGACAUUCCCCGCAGCACACAAGGAUGCGGUUUUAAUGAAGCCACCAGAACUCCGUCACAGAGACUGCCAGCAGAUGUUGACCCAGAGGUGUUCGGCGCCCUUCCAGAGGAGAUCCAGAAGGAGCUUUUAGGUUCUGCUCACCUAAACUCCUCCACCUGCCCCUCCAUCGCUGAUGCUCUCCGUUUACCUACAAACAAACCUCCAAAGACCUUCACGGACUCGGAGGGAAACAAAUUCUGGAAGGAUCCCAGUCCAGCCGACCCAGCGACGGCUGUGGGUCCAGAGCGGCUCGCGGGAACGAGAACCCUCACAGAGCGAGCGGCGUUUCCUCCGUCAUCCGACCGCGAGCUGCCGGGAAACGUGGAUCCUCUGGUGUUUUCCCAACUCCCGCUUGGAAUUCAAAGGGAGCUGAGGUCCGAGUGGAGGCAGCAGAAGCCGGUUCUGAAGGUCCCGUCCUCCAAAGGUUCUGGCAGGCGCUCGCAGGGCAAAGACCCAAAAGCUGUGGGGGGGAGCAGUCAGCACAACAACCUGCUGAAGUAUUUCAAGCGGAGUUAGAGGAGGUGGAGUCGAUCCAUGUGACCGUCUGUCAGGAGGAACGUUUAAAAAAAAAAAACAGAACGGAUCUGGAACAAAAGUCUGUAACCAAACGCCGUGUCCAACCAUUUCAAAAUAAAACUUCUGCCGCUGCAGGUUUGAUUCCUGA
Messenger RNA from Oryzias latipes (Japanese medaka), 2322 nucleotides. It is a transcript of the gene poli, whose product is annotated as polymerase (DNA directed) iota. Gene Ontology annotation, molecular function: DNA-directed DNA polymerase activity; damaged DNA binding. Gene Ontology annotation, biological process: translesion synthesis. The record is from RefSeq and is a predicted model, not a curated record. NCBI's taxonomy places the organism in Eukaryota, Metazoa, Chordata, Actinopteri, Beloniformes, Adrianichthyidae.